GGCCGCUGAUAGCGAAUUGUUAGUCCUUCGCCUCGUCCUGCCGGCAGAAGCAACCAAAGCGCGCGACGCGAAUUGCGAUCGUUCGACAUUUACCAAAUCGUAGCGUGACAUUUACCCCUCUUCAAAAUAAAGUGAUAUUUUAUUAUUAGCCGUUUAAAAUUUUUCCAAAUAUAAAAAAAUAAAAUAUUUUCACAUAAUUUUGUUAAUUAUACGCUUAAUAAAUUGUUAAAUAGUGGAUUGCAAAUUGUAACUUAAGGUGAUUUUCCGUUAUGGGAAAGGGGGACAAGCGAACGCCGCAGCGCGCUGAAAGCGGCUCAACCAAUCUCGUUGGUAAAUUCACGCAGAGUGUACGCCGCAUCGUCGCCGAUGUGAAGGACGAAGGCACCGCCAGCGGGCAGACAAAGGAAGAAGUCAUCGAGACCAAUGAGCGCUUGCGAGCGGUACGCAUUCGCCUCGACGAGUCCUACGACACUGCCAAGAAGUCUCUCGUCGGUCUCAUGGGUAAAUACAACGACAGCAAGACCGUCAACAAUAUCCUGCAUCGAUAUAAACUACUGAAAGCUAUGAUCAAAGAUGUAAUACGCUUAGAAACGCAGUAUUGGACGCUCGUGGAUAUUCCGAAACAAGAGAAACAGGAAACCGUGCCUGCUUUUGUACUGCGAGCGUGCGCCAUCAUGGAAAAGACGCAAAAGUCCGGCGAGGGAGUGAAAACGUCAGCGAAACUUGCAGAAGAAGCGCAAGACAAACGGGAACGCAUUGAUCGACUCGAAAACAUGACCACAUCUACAAUCGAAGCAGAAAACACACAAAUGACAAACGAUCUCUACCGACUGCUCAAAAAGUACACAGGCCUGCGAAAUUUGAUCAGAGAAUUGAAGAUGGACUACAUGAACUCCAAGUUAUACCCAAUCUUCCCCCGUUACACAAUGCUCAAGGACAUGAUCAAGGAUAUCAUGCUGCAUCCGGAUUACAUGGAGGUAUGUCACGAGAUCGACGCAUAGCCACGGUCCUUCAAAGCAACGGGCCAAAACGCCCAAACUAUGUAAAAGAUAUGUUUGGCCAAACAAGCGCUACUGUCACACAUCCCAAUAUGACGGUUUAUAGCUAGGAUAAGAACCUCCUUUGUAGAACAAUCGUUAGAUAUGAAAUUUCAAUGGACCAUCGGUAAUCGUAGAGAGAAUAAAAAGGAAAACAGAAACGUACAUGAGUAAACAAACAUUGUGUUCACUAAAUGUAAUGUCUAAACAUAACCUAAUUUCUGUUCCAAACAAAUAUGUCAUAUCAGUAACAAUUCUGCAAUUCGUUUUGUUAUGUUUAUCCUCGUGUAAUAACAAUCGACUUUUGAUUUUUGAUUAGCCAAUAAAAAAUUGUUAAUGCAAGUAAAUGUUUAGCUUAUAAAGACGCUACAGAUGAUUAAAUGUUACUAACUCGAUGUCUAUUGAAUGUUACAUUUGUUUCUGUUGUCGCAAACGUACCAUUUUGAUUUGAUCCAAAAAACGGGAACAACCUAAAACAUCUAUUUUUAAAAAUUUAAGAAUACAACAAUAGAAUGUUCGUUUUUCUUUGGAUUAAAAUGCAAAUAUCGAUGUAUUAUACACACAAAUCUACUAUGCGGUUAUUAUUACUAUAAAAAUUAGGUAUAAAGAUGAUACAAAACAAUAUUUAUAUCAAUGUACGUAUUAAAUGUGAGAUGUGAUGUCAAAACGCGGGAUGUUUAUGAAAGAUGUUGCUUACGAAAUAAAAUUUGUGCAUUCAUUGUUA
Molecule: messenger RNA, 1761 nt
Organism: Dalotia coriaria
Lineage: Eukaryota; Metazoa; Arthropoda; Insecta; Coleoptera; Staphylinidae
Exons: 6
Coding region: 270-1001 (243 amino acids)
Source: RefSeq, a predicted model, not a curated record